Molecule: messenger RNA, 3198 nt
Organism: Herpailurus yagouaroundi (jaguarundi)
Lineage: Eukaryota; Metazoa; Chordata; Mammalia; Carnivora; Felidae
Product: protein argonaute-3
Exons: 19
Coding region: 118-2700 (860 amino acids)
Biological process (GO): regulatory ncRNA-mediated gene silencing; regulation of stem cell proliferation
Molecular function (GO): protein binding; RNA binding
Source: RefSeq, a predicted model, not a curated record
CACCUCGCCUCGGGGCCGAACGAGGGUGCCUGUCGCGCCUCGUCGCCCCCUGCGCUGCCUCCUUGCCCCCAGUGGUGGGCGCCCUUCUCGCUCGAAGCACUCCCCCCAGCUCCAUGAAUGGAAAUCGGCUCCGCAGGACCCGUUGGGGCCCAGCCCCUACUCAUGGUGCCCAGAAGACCUGGCUAUGGCACCAUGGGCAAACCCAUUAAAUUGCUGGCUAACUGUUUUCAAGUUGAAAUCCCAAAGAUUGAUGUCUACCUCUAUGAGGUAGAUAUUAAACCAGACAAGUGUCCUAGGAGAGUGAACAGAGAGGUGGUUGACUCAAUGGUUCAACAUUUUAAAGUGACUAUAUUUGGGGAUCGUAGACCAGUUUAUGAUGGAAAAAGAAGUCUCUACACAGCCAAUCCACUUCCUGUGGCAACUACUGGGGUAGAUUUAGAUGUUACUUUACCUGGGGAAGGUGGAAAAGAUCGACCUUUCAAGGUGUCGAUUAAGUUUGUCUCUCGGGUGAGUUGGCACCUACUACAUGAAGUACUGACAGGACGGACCUUGCCUGAGCCGCUGGAAUUAGACAAGCCAAUCAGUACUAAUCCUGUCCAUGCUGUUGAUGUGGUGCUACGACAUCUGCCCUCCAUGAAAUAUACGCCUGUGGGGCGUUCCUUUUUCUCAGCUCCCGAAGGAUAUGACCACCCUCUGGGAGGGGGCAGGGAAGUAUGGUUUGGAUUCCAUCAAUCUGUUCGGCCUGCCAUGUGGAAAAUGAUGCUUAAUAUUGAUGUUUCUGCCACUGCCUUCUACAAAGCACAACCUGUAAUUCAAUUCAUGUGUGAAGUUCUUGACAUUCAUAAUAUUGAUGAGCAACCAAGACCUCUGACUGAUUCUCAUCGGGUAAAAUUCACCAAAGAGAUAAAAGGUCUGAAGGUUGAAGUGACUCAUUGUGGAACAAUGAGACGGAAAUACCGUGUUUGUAAUGUAACAAGAAGGCCUGCCAGUCAUCAAACCUUUCCUUUACAGUUAGAAAAUGGCCAAACUGUGGAGAGAACAGUAGCACAGUAUUUCAGAGAAAAGUAUACUCUUCAGCUGAAGUACCCACACCUUCCUUGUCUGCAAGUGGGGCAGGAACAGAAACAUACCUACCUGCCACUAGAAGUCUGUAAUAUCGUGGCCGGGCAACGAUGUAUCAAGAAACUAACGGACAAUCAGACUUCCACUAUGAUCAAAGCAACAGCAAGAUCUGCGCCAGAUAGACAAGAGGAGAUUAGCAGAUUGGUAAGAAGUGCAAAUUAUGAAACAGAUCCAUUUGUUCAAGAGUUUCAAUUUAAAGUUCGGGAUGAAAUGGCCCAUGUAACCGGACGUGUACUCCCAGCACCUAUGCUGCAGUAUGGAGGACGGAAUCGGACAGUAGCAACACCAAGCCAUGGAGUAUGGGACAUGCGAGGGAAACAGUUCCAUACAGGAGUUGAAAUAAAAAUGUGGGCUAUAGCUUGUUUCGCCACACAGAGGCAGUGCAGAGAAGAAAUAUUGAAGGGUUUCACGGACCAGCUGCGUAAGAUUUCUAAAGAUGCAGGGAUGCCCAUCCAGGGCCAGCCUUGCUUCUGCAAAUACGCGCAGGGGGCGGACAGCGUGGAGCCCAUGUUCCGGCAUCUCAAGAACACCUACUCAGGGCUGCAGCUCAUUAUCGUCAUCCUGCCAGGGAAGACACCAGUGUAUGCGGAAGUGAAACGUGUAGGAGAUACACUUUUGGGUAUGGCUACGCAGUGUGUCCAAGUCAAGAAUGUAAUAAAAACAUCCCCUCAAACUCUCUCAAACUUGUGCCUAAAGAUAAAUGUUAAACUCGGAGGGAUCAAUAAUAUUCUUGUACCUCAUCAAAGACCUUCUGUGUUCCAGCAACCCGUGAUCUUUUUGGGAGCAGAUGUCACUCAUCCACCAGCUGGUGAUGGGAAGAAGCCUUCUAUUGCUGCUGUUGUAGGUAGUAUGGAUGCCCACCCAAGCAGAUACUGUGCCACAGUAAGAGUUCAGAGACCCCGACAGGAGAUCAUCCAGGACUUGGCUUCCAUGGUUCGAGAACUUCUCAUUCAAUUUUAUAAGUCAACUCGGUUCAAACCUACUCGUAUCAUCUUUUAUCGGGAUGGUGUUUCAGAGGGACAGUUUAGGCAGGUAUUAUAUUAUGAACUACUAGCAAUUCGAGAAGCCUGCAUCAGUUUGGAAAAAGACUAUCAACCUGGAAUAACCUACAUUGUAGUUCAAAAGAGACAUCACACUCGAUUGUUUUGUGCUGAUAGGACAGAAAGGGUUGGAAGAAGUGGCAAUAUCCCAGCUGGAACAACAGUUGAUACAGACAUUACACACCCAUAUGAGUUUGAUUUUUACCUCUGUAGCCAUGCUGGAAUACAGGGUACCAGCCGUCCUUCACACUAUCAUGUUUUAUGGGACGAUAACUGCUUUACUGCAGAUGAACUUCAGCUGCUGACUUACCAGCUCUGCCACACUUACGUGCGCUGUACACGAUCUGUUUCUAUACCUGCACCAGCGUAUUAUGCUCACCUGGUAGCGUUCAGAGCCAGAUACCAUCUCGUGGACAAAGAACAUGACAGUGCUGAAGGAAGUCAUGUUUCAGGACAGAGCAAUGGACGAGAUCCACAAGCUCUUGCCAAGGCUGUACAGAUUCACCAAGAUACCUUACGCACAAUGUACUUUGCUUAAAAAGUCCAAGAAUAUUCUCUGAGAGGAAGAAUUGAAAGAUGCAUCGACAUAGAGCGUAUGUUUCCAGUGGAGUCAGUUGAGUGGGAAUGCCUCCAGCCAUACAGCAACCAACACUGUGUGGGGACCAGGGUCUGAUUUUUAUGUUAAUAUAAGGAAGAUUGUUUACUUCAUCAAGGAACACAGCACCAUUAUGCAAUAUGAAACCAGCCAACUGCUUUUUUGUGCGGUCUCCUUAGGAAGUAUCGCCAUUGUUUUGUUUUCACUUUCUUGUAGUCUAACCCUUUUAAUGCCUUUACCUCAAGUUGCUUGGCAGCACAACUAUCUUUGCAAAAAAAGUACAGAAAAAGUAAAUGACGGUUUAAAAAAAAAAACACACACACCUUACAUGAAUAAUCAAAGUGAUUGUUCACAAUUAUGUGUGCAAAAAAAUUAAUGUGCAUUCGUGUAUUCUUGUGAAAGGUAUCUGUGUAUAUUUUAAAUAUAUACAUGUAUACUUCA